GGCUUUUUUCUGUAUAGUUGUCGAUUGUCAUAAAUAUAUUUUUAGUUCUGUGUUAUAAAUACGUCUAAAAAUUGUUAAUAGUAACAUUUUUUUAAGGGUAAAGAAUAUUCUAUUUCAACAAAACUUUACAUUGAUAAAUGAAUAAUUUCUAAUGUUUAAUUGGUAAAAAAAUAACAUUACAAUAUGUAUAAUGGAAUUGGCUUACCAACACCUAGAGGUUCUGGAACAAAUGGCCAUGUUCAACGCAACUGGGCUUUGGUUAGAACUAAGGAAAAAGACAAAAUGUAUAAAACAGAACAAGAACUGGCCACUCUAGAUGCAGCUUCAAAUAAACAACCAAAUAAGGAAAUUUUGGAUCAUGAAAGAAAAAGAAAGAUUGAAUUGAAAUGUGCUGAGUUUGCAGAUAUUCUAGAAGAACAAGGAUUUACUGAAGAAGCAAUUACCAACAAAGUGAACAACUACAGAAAUAUGUUAAUGGGACAAGGGGCCAAGCUACAAACACCUAUUGAUGAAUGGGGGAGACCAAGCGUGACUGAGACCCACCAAGUUGCCGAGGCACAACAGGAAAAAAAUGCUCGUUUACGUGAAGCGUUCGGUAUUUCAGAGUACUUCGUAGACGGUAGCAGCUUCGAUCCCGAUAGACAAGCUAAAGAAAAACUCGCGAAAAGCGUCGCCUUGCAAGAAAAGGAGAGGCAGAAAGCACUUGAUAGAGAAAAACAAAGAGAACUGGAAAAAUCUCAAGCUCAAAGAUAUGAAUUGGUCCAUACGCCUAGUCCAGAACCAGAUGAAGAAGAAAUGGACGAGAACGAGGAUAAAGACAAAAGUGUAAAGAAAAAGAAGAAGAAAACGAGAGAUAGUCCAACUGUGGAAGAUGGUAAAAAGAAAAAGAAGAGAAAAAGCAAAAAGAAAGAAAGAUCCGUGAAGUCGAAAGACAAAAAGAAAAAGAAAAAAUCGAAGAAAGACGAUUCGUCAGAAGAAACUAAUUCAGAAGAUGAUUCCGAUGAUGAAUCGAGUACUGAUGAUGAUAGAAAACGAAAGAAGAUCAGGAAAAAGGAGAAGAAGAAAUCUUCAAAAAAGAGAAGACACUCAUCUGAAGAUAGUUCUCGAGAUAGCUCACUGAACAAUACAAAGAUAGCAAAACUUGACAAACCUAAAAAUGAUUCGAAACAUCGAUCACGUAGCAAAGAUAAGAGAGGUUCGUCGCCAAUUAGAUCACUCAAUUCAAAAAAAGAAAGAUCCCAUUCUCAUGGAUCACUGAAAAAAUCUUUAAAAUCGCACGGUGGAAAGAACACUAGGGACGAAAAAUAUGAAAAAUCUACUAAGUACGAAGAAAAAAGAAGACAUUCAAGAUCUAUUGAAAAAAAAAGAUCAAAGUCCAAAGAAAAACGGAGAAGUUCUAUAGAAAGAAGAAAGCGAUCUCGAUCUCCACUACAAAAAGAAAAACCUAAAUCAACGGAAAAGAAAAGGUCUAGAUCUAGAUCUCAGCGGAAAAAGAGAUCUAGAUCCAAAUCUACAGAUCGAAAAAGACGAUCUGGAUCAAGAACAAUGAAAAUACCUGAAAGAGAGAGAAAAAGAAAGGAAUCCAGGUCGCAAGAAUUUAGAUACAAAUCGAAGAAAUCUUCAUCGCGGUCUCGACGAUCCCCGUCAGAAGAAGAUAGAUCUUUAUCUAGAUUAAAACAAUCCGAAUCUCGAAGAUCGAGAAAAUCUAAUUCAAAUCACGUUGAAAGAUCUAGAAGUCAAUCGACCUCAAAAGCUAGUAAAUCUAGUUCUAAAUAUAAAUCAAGAAAGUCACGAUCCAGCUCAUCAGAAAAAUAUCACAAACGUAAAGCUGGCGAUGAGUCGGUAGAUAAUAGGAAGAGGAAAGAUCGUUCUAUUGAAGAAUCUAAAAAAAAGAAAUCAAAAUCUCCAGAAACACACCGAAAAAAAUCAAAGCACGAUUCGACAGACCAGCAUAGUAAAAAAAUUGUUUCUGAAGAUGAAGAUGAUUUGGAUGACAUUGCAAGAAAAAAGCAAAAAUACGAAGAGGAGUAUGCGGAAAUGGCUAGAAAGCUGAAAUUAGCAGAUUCUACAAAAAAACGAGGAAGAAGUAAAUCUUUAUCUAAGGAACGAUCGAAGAAGGCAGAUAAAUCGCAUUCAAUGGAAAAAACUUAUGGAAGAAAUUCUAGAUCUGUAUCUAAAGAUAAAGUAGAUAGUUCCAUGAAGAAAUCAACAAAACAUCAGUCACGGGAUAAAAGUAAAUCGAAAUCAAUGGAAAAGAAAUUGAAAAGGAGUGAAAGAUAUGAUAGGAACCCUUCUCCUUCACGAAGUAGGUCACCAAAACAUAGUCAAACUCGAUCUAAACUUAGUCCAAGCUUGAAACGACAUAGUGAUUCACCAGAAUCCAAGCCUUCCCCAAAAAGACAAACCAGAGAAGUAGUAUCAAAAGAAAGACUGUCAACUUUAGUAAGUAAUCAAAAAAGUACUGACAUCCCAUCAUCGUCUCAUAAAAGUGUGGAUUUAAUCAAAGAAGACUCAAAACGUUCUAACAAAUACUCAAAAAAUAACACAUAUUCACCUAAAAUUGGUAGAACCAGAUCUAGAAGUAAGAGUCACGAACGAAACGUAGAUGUAAAUGUUACUAAACUGACAUCUGCGUCUCCUAAAAAUCUCCCUAAGAAGUCUGUGACACCUGAGGUGACCAAGGAAAAGGUUCGUGAACAGAAUAAAAAAAAAUCUUCCGAGAAGUCAAAGCCGAAAAAACCUCUGCCAGUUGUGAGGUUAAGAGCAUCUUCAAGCGAAGCCGAUCCAUCAGAUAAUGAACUUGAAAAAGAAGAAGAAGUAGACGAUAAAGAAUUCAGAUACUUGAGACUUUUAAAAUCCGAUCUGGCAGCUAAAGCAAAAGAAAGUCUAGAAAGGAAAAAAGAAAAACCCCCAAGUCCAAGACCAAUUGUUAAACGACACAUAGAAGCUGACUUUUUUGAUAUCAAAGUUUUACCUCUAAGAAACGGAAAAGAAAUUAGUCCUACAUCAAUAGAUAAGGACGAUUUUAAUAUAAAAAAACAUAGGCCAAGGAGCAAGACCAGAUCGAGAUCGAAGAGCUCGUUUUCUAGAGAAAAAAAUAGUAAGAGUAAAUCAAAAUCGAGAUCCAGAAGUUCUUCCGAAUCUUCCUCGAGUUCAAAAGAUAGACUUAGUAGAUCGUCGUCGGAUUCAAGUAAAUCACAGUCGAGGUCUAGAUCAAGAUCGUAUUCUCGAUCAAGAAGUGGAUAUAGUUCUUCUAGUUCAACAUCAAGUAGUACUACAAGAUCUAGAUCACCUUCUAUACCCAGGAGGCAUGGGUCUCCCAGCUUUUUAGACAGAAGACGAAUAACCAGUGCAAGAAAGAGACCAAUCCCUUACACAAGAGCUUCACCCUCUUCUCCUUCUUCUGCGAGCAGCUGUAGCAGCAAAAGUCUUUAUUACAGACACCGAUCUACUAGCAGAUCACUCAGCAGAAGAUCUUCUCAUUCUAAAUCGAGAAAUAGCUCUCCUGUAAGGUCGUCAAAGUCACCCUAGCGUUUAAUUGAUUGUUUGGAGGAGGUUAUAAAGAAAGUGCAAUAAUUUUUUUUUUUUGAUAUUUGGUAUGAUAUUAUUAGUGUGAUGACAUUAAACUUUUGAUUUACUGCCAAGUCGCCAGACUGUUAUAUAAAAUUAGGCAUUACCUAUACAAAAGAUGAAACUAGAAGAAAUUGUCAAAUCAGACAUAUCGAUUGCCUAUUUUUGUUUUAUUUGGAAAUAUUUUCUUAACAAGAGAAUUUACUUCUAAUCUACAAAUGUAAUAGAAAGUUUUGAUAAAUGCUAUUCAACUCGACUGUAUCACGGGUGUCAAAAUGAAAGUGGGGAAGGAUAUGAGACCCCAAAAAUGGAAUUUUUUAAAUAAUUCAUUGAAUUAAAAAAAAUUAUUAGUAACAAAACUUAAUUUAAUUUAAAAAAAAUUAGGGAUUUUUGUCAUAAUGGCUUAGAAAUAAAUCGACAAAAAAAAGGUGACGAUCAUUUUAAGAAAUGACCAUAAAGCUGGAAAUAAUAUUAGAAAAAAUCUUAGUAAAAGUGUUAAAUACAGGGCCGUAUUAAGAUUUAUAAGGCCCGGGGCUAAAAUAAUGACGAGGCCCCCUUAAGGAAUUCUAGCUUAGUCCGGCACCGGUUAAAUAUAUAUUCUGAAGUUGACAUACGUUUAGUUUGACGAUGAAUUCCUAGUUUUUAUCUUAACGAAGUAAACUAUAGUAGAAGAUUAAGGAGUUAAGGUUCACAUUGAAUAUGUAUGUUGUAAUUAAAAUUAGGUUAAAAAUUAAUUUGUGCAUUCACAUAUUCAAUGUGAACCUUAACUCCAUAAUCUUAUGGUUUACUUCGUUAAGGUAAUACUUGGGAAUUCAUCGUUAAAUUGAACGUAAGUCAACUUCAAAAUAUAUAUUUAACACUUAUAUUGUAGUUUCCCUGAUGAUGCAAAGAACUUUUCCCGAAAGCUUGGGUUUAUAGUUGAAUAAAGAGUUUUCACUUUCCAAAAUUUGCUGCAAACUCCAAUAUAUUAUUUGUUCUAACUAUUAUCUGUCUUGGUAUUUAAAUUAAUCGUUCAAAUAAAUAAAAGAGGGACAGAAUAGGACAGUGUAAUAAAUUGGUCUAAAGUUUAAACAAAUCCUCCCCUACAGCCAUCCCGACUGGUUUACCCAUCUUAAUUAUCGAUUUUUAUGAAAUCGUAGGCAAAAAUCGUUGAAUUUGAUUAAAUGAUUACUUAAGAAUUAAUGGUUGAAAGGAAUGAAAGCAUUAAAAUGAUCUAUGCAAUAAUACAAACAUUUAAUUCUUGUUUCCUCAUGUCUCUGACCUCUCUCGGGUUUCCUUCUAAUAGAGUUUUCACACUCAGGUACAAUACAAUACCUAUAGAAAAAUUUUUUAACUUUUCCAAUGACUCAUCGAUAUUCUAACCUAUAAAGUAACUUUCACACUUGAAAAACGUCUCUAUGUUACGGUGCUGACAAUAUUCAUUUUCAAUCUUGUUUGAGACACUUUUGUUUCACUUAGUUGGAACACCUUCCACUUCCAUAGAAACUGUCCAUAUAGGAGUAUUACAUUUAUAUGAAGAAAACAAAUACUGUACGUGAUCCAAAGCCCACGAAAAAUAGCGGCGUUCAAAUCAACUCAAAUUUAACUGAUACUAUUUUGACUUUUAGACAGAGUAUAUAUUUUUUAUUGAGUUAUAGCUAUCUGAAGAGUGAAUCGAAAAUAUUUAAAAAAAUACAUGCACUCCCUUUCACAGUGGCAAAUUGGUUAGAAAUUUUACAUCAAAGUUCUUAUGUUGGCCAACUAUUUACUAAUACCGUAGUCAAGAUUAACGAUUUGGUGUACUUGGCUUAUAAACAUUCCAAAUUGUUAAUAUUUGAUAUAUGCGAAUGUGUCAGUACUUAUUUUACAUAUUUUUAGAACUCUAUAAAAAGAAUAAGUUAAAAUAACAAAAGCGUCUAUUGAAUCAAGAAAUUUGGUCCCUGAUGGUAAUCCAACUACGUUACAGUUGCUGAUGGUUAUCUUGUGCCCAUUCAUGGAUAUAGGCGUCUUUAUAAUUCCAUAUCACUUCGGCACACUUAUUCUUAAAAUAAAACACACAUAAAGAAUUUCCCCCAAGAUGUAUAUAUUUGGUCAAUUUGGUAAUAACUGUUCAAAAUCCAUGUUUCCCGAUAGACACUGCAAAAAUUAAUUUAAACUUGUAACUGAUUGUUCCAACACUUGAAGAUAUGAGAGACUCAAUUGAAAUAGAUAGAACAAUAAUUUUUGUUUCUAAAUUUAUUCACCGUAUAUUUUAUCACCUCACUGAAUAAACUGAUAUCGAACUCCCAAAAAAAGUUGCUAUUGAACCAAAUAAAAAGUUAAAUGGAGAGUUGGAUAGAAAAAAUAAUCCCGGAAAAAUUUUUGCUUUGAAAAUAUUUGUUGGAUAUACACAAUUCUCUAAUUACAACGAAAUUAGAAAACGUUCAAGCAAUCAAAAAAAUAAAAUAAGAACACUGAGUUGCUAUGUAGUUCCUAUUUAUGUUUAUUUAUCAAAUGUAAUUAGUUUAAAUUGAUAUCAAUCAUAUGAGUAGUCAAGAGAUAAAAAACCCGAGGUGGGUAUAAUACCUGGUUGCCCAACAAAGUGCAGAAAGUUGGUUGCCUAUAUAAAUGUUAAAAUAAGUACUUACAUACUUGUAUACAAAAAAUAUUUGACAUAAUGUAAUUUAAGAUAUUAAAUUUAUAUAUACCUAUUAUUUAUAUUAAUUUUGUUGUAAUUUGAACCUAAAACGUAUAUACUGAAAUUUUUAUUUACAUAUAUUUAUUUAUUAUAUUUUUACACAGUUUUUUUUACUUCAUAUUAUUUAUUAUAUUUAUACCACAACUAUCUAUAAUCACUCAAUGGGUUCAGUAACUAUAUAGUGCAAAUCCUAUUUAUAAUUAAAAAUAUUAUUUGUACACAUAUCCAUAGAUCCAGUUAUUCAAACUCGAAGUUAAUUUUGUAAUUGAUUUUUUCAACAAAAUGUUCUAGUCUCCUGUCUUUUUCUGCACUAUAUAUUUAAUGUUUACAAUACUCUAGUCAUAUUUUUAUUUACAUUUGUGUGAUAUUUCUUUUCGUUAUAUUUAUUUAUUUAAAAAUAAUCAUGUAGAUACUACUAAUAAAAGAAAUUAUGUUAUAA
Molecule: messenger RNA, 6665 nt
Organism: Diorhabda sublineata
Lineage: Eukaryota; Metazoa; Arthropoda; Insecta; Coleoptera; Chrysomelidae
Gene: Srrm234
Product: serine/arginine repetitive matrix protein 2
Exons: 13
Coding region: 184-3531 (1115 amino acids)
Source: RefSeq, a predicted model, not a curated record